Messenger RNA from Rhinopithecus roxellana (golden snub-nosed monkey), 2732 nucleotides. It is a transcript of the gene ZC3H12A, whose product is annotated as zinc finger CCCH-type containing 12A. The transcript has 6 exons. The coding region runs from base 995 to 1972 and encodes 325 amino acids. Gene Ontology annotation, cellular component: cytoplasmic ribonucleoprotein granule; nucleus. The record is from RefSeq and is a predicted model, not a curated record. Gene Ontology annotation, biological process: 3'-UTR-mediated mRNA destabilization; nuclear-transcribed mRNA catabolic process, RNase MRP-dependent. Lineage: Eukaryota; Metazoa; Chordata; Mammalia; Primates; Cercopithecidae. Gene Ontology annotation, molecular function: RNA endonuclease activity; mRNA binding.
CGGCCCCAUGGAGACGCCGCCGGCCGCGGCUGGCGCUCGGCGGGUAGGAGCUGUGGCGUGGUGCCUUCCAGGAGUCUGAGCUAUGAGUGGCCCCUGUGGAGAGAAGCCUGUCCUGGAAGCCAGCCCCACCAUGAGUCUGUGGGAAUUUGAGGACAGCCAUAGCCACAGCCGUCAGGGCACCCCCAGGCCAGCCCACGAGCCGGCAGCUGAGGAGGCCUCGGCCGUGGAACUGCAAAUGAAGGUGGACUUCUUCCGGAAGCUGGGCUAUUCAUCCACGGAGAUCCACAGCGUCCUACAGAAGCUGGGCGUCCAGGCAGACACCAACACGGUGCUGGGCGAGCUGGUGAAACACGGGACGGCCACCGAGCGGGAGCGCCAGGCCUCACCGGACCCCUGCCCUCAGCUCCCUCUAGUCCCGCGGGGUGGGGGCACCCCUAAGGCUCCCAACCUGGAACCUCCACUCCCAGAGGAGGACAAGGAGGGCAGUGACCUGAGACCAGUGGUCAUCGAUGGGAGCAACGUAGCCAUGAGCCAUGGGAACAAGGAGGUCUUCUCCUGCCGGGGCAUCCUGCUGGCAGUGAACUGGUUUCUGGAGCGGGGCCACACAGACAUCACAGUGUUUGUGCCAUCCUGGAGGAAGGAGCAGCCUCGGCCCGAUGUGCCCAUCACAGACCAGCACAUCCUGUGGGAACUGGAGAAGAAGAAGAUCCUGGUGUUCACACCAUCGCGGCGCGUGGGUGGCAAGCGGGUGGUGUGCUAUGACGACAGAUUCAUCGUGAAGCUGGCCUACGAAUCUGAUGGGAUCGUGGUUUCCAACGACACGUACCGUGACCUCCAGGGCGAGCGGCAGGAGUGGAAGCGCUUCAUCGAGGAGCGGCUGCUCAUGUACUCCUUCGUCAAUGACAACAAGGCUUGCCAUCGGCCCCUUCUCAGCAAUUAGAAGUCCCUGCAUGGCUCCCACCUCCAGAGAGUUCUUUGCACCCUCUGCAGGUUUAUGCCUCCCGAUGACCCACUGGGCCGGCACGGGCCCAGCCUGGACAACUUCCUGCGUAAGAAGCCACUCACUUUGGAGCACAGGAAGCAGCCGUGUCCCUAUGGGAGGAAAUGCACCUACGGGAUCAAGUGCCGAUUUUUCCACCCAGAGCGGCCAAGCUGCCCCCAGCGCUCUGUGGCAGAUGAGCUCCGCGCCAAUGCUCUCCUCUCACCCCCCAGGGCCCCAAGCAAGGACAAAAGUGGCCGGCGGCCUUCACCUUCAUCCCAGUCCAGUCCUCUGCUAACCGAAAGUGAGCAAUGCAGCCUGGAUGGGAAGAAGCUGGGGGCCCAGGGAUCCCCAGGGCCCCGCCAGGAGGGUCUAACACAGACCUAUGCCCCAUCAGGCAGGAGCCUCCCACCUAGUGGGGGCAGUGGCAGCAGCUUCGGGCCCACGGACUGGCUCCCGCAGACUCUGGACUCACUCCCGUACGUCUCCCAGGAUUGCCUGGACUCCGGCAUUGGCUCCCUGGAGAGCCAGAUGUCGGAACUGUGGGGGGUUCGAGGAGGAGGCCCUGGUGAGCCAGGCCCACACCGAGCCCCUUACACGGGCUACAGUCCCUAUGGAUCUGAGCUCCCAGCCACUGCGGCCUUCUCUGCCUUUGGCCGGGCCAUGGGUGCUGGCCACUUCAGUGUCCCUGCCGACUACCCACCUCCGCCCCCUGCCUUUCCACCUCGAGAGUACUGGUCUGAACCAUACCCACUGCCCCCACCCACACCAGUCCUUCAAGAGCCCCCAGUGCAGAGCCCAGGGGCUGGCAGGAGCCCGUGGGGCAGGGCAGGCAGCCUGGCCAAGGAGCAGGCCAGCGUGUAUACCAAGCUGUGUGGUGUGUUUCCCCCGCACCUGGUGGAGGCCGUGAUGGGGCGCUUCCCACAGCUCCUGGACCCCCAGCAGCUGGCUGCCGAGAUCCUCUCUUACAAGUCCCAGCACCCCAGUGAGUAAGCUGCCCGUGGCUGGCAAGGGCAGCACCCCCAGCCUCCACGGGCUGUCAGGCUGAGCCUUGGGCCAUCGAGCAGCCCAUUCCCAGCCCUGAGGCCCACCCCGGAGACUGGACAGAGGGAGGAUUCAAGUUGGGAAGGAAACCCACAAACCAAAGAUACUGUAGGAUUGGUUCUGGCCCAUGCAGCACCUCUAGCUGUCUGCCUGAGUGGGUCAGAAACGAUCACCCUGUUGAUACACAUUGUAUCUCUGUAGUUUAAGGAGACGCUGCCGGUAACGGCGUCAGUCCAUGGCUGAGGCCCAAACCGUCUUUUCUCUCGGAGGGUGGGGAGAGAGGUGGGGGCAGCAGAGGCCUGGGCUGGGUGCCCUGUGCACGCCACCCCACUUCCGCUCUACCCCUAGGACGUUGGCCUUGGCUGGCUAGUUGGGCACUGUGUGCCCGCCCUCCAAGGGCCUCCUCUACGCCAAUGAGGCCUCAUCCGUGCUCUCGCUGGGCACGUGGCUUCAUGUCAGUAAGCAAGAUGCUUCUUAAUAACCUACCUUCUGCCCCACUCUUCCUUAUCCCACUGCCCCUGUAAGGGUCAAGGGCCCUCUGUCUACACUCUCCUCCUCCUCCUCCAUCCUCUAUUCAGAGUCAUCUCGCCCUUCCCCACAGGUGGGGAACAUGUGUAUGUGUACACAUGUAAAUUUUAAAUAUUUUAAGCAGAAAGUCCUUACCUCCUGUAAUACAUCAAUAAAGUACAAUCAAUGCGAGCCCUUUCAA